This is a messenger RNA of Tetrahymena thermophila SB210, 1566 nucleotides long. Its product is annotated as kinase domain protein. Gene Ontology annotation, biological process: activation of GTPase activity; nucleocytoplasmic transport. Gene Ontology annotation, cellular component: cytosol; perinuclear region of cytoplasm; nucleus. Lineage: Eukaryota; Ciliophora; Oligohymenophorea; Hymenostomatida; Tetrahymenidae. The record is from RefSeq and is a predicted model, not a curated record. Gene Ontology annotation, molecular function: small GTPase binding; GTPase activator activity. The transcript is spliced from 15 exons.
AUGACUAGAUUUUAAAUAAUUAAAAUUUUUAAUAAAUUUAAAUAUUUUUUUGAUUAUUUUGUUUAAUAAUUUUAUUUUGAAAUAAAUAACAAAGCUUUUAUUUUAAAAAUAGUAAAUUUAAUUAAAAAAUUAGGAUUCACAUCAACAAAUCAAGCUCAAAAAUAGAAUUACAUAAUAUUAUAAAUAUGUAAUUCCUAAAUUUGGAAUAGGUAUUUUAUUUUUAAAAAAGAGAAAAAUUAUAAAAUUAAUUUAUUUUAAUAUUUGAAGUUUCUUAAAGCAGACUUAAUAAGUAAAAAAGACUUAUUUCUUAGUUUUAAUUAUUCUAAGAUGAAGGACUAAAUUUAAUGCGAUUUGAGUAAAUCCAUUUCUAAAUGUAAAAAAACUGAAAAUUUGUUUAUCAGUUUGAUUUCUUGCAAUAUAAGCACUCAGGGAAUAUCAAAAAUAGGAGAAGGAUUAUCAAAUUGUAUCAAUUUAGAAAAUUUAACUCUAAAUCUGAGCACAAAUUAAAUAAUGUCAUAGGGUAUUUCUAAUUUAGGAUAGUCUCUUCUAUGCUGUACUAAUCUCAAAAAGCUCUAAUUAAUUUUAAAUUCAAACUACAUCAAUGAAAAUGGAGCAUCUUAACUAGGAAUCAGUUUAGGUAGAUGUUAAAAUUUAACAUAAUUAGAACUUUCGAUGAACUACUGUGGAAUUGGUAAUUCCGAUUUGUUACUUUAAGUAAUUUAAAAUAAAAAUUUGAAGGUUUUAAAACUUUAUUUAAGAUAAACUUCUCUUGAAGAUUCUGGUGUAAAUCAAAUGGGAAAUACUCUUUUGAGUGCUACUAACAUCAAUUAUUUGGUAUUAGACUUAAGCUAAAAUAAUAUAACUGAUGCUAGUGCAGCAAAUCUAGCCUUUUGUCUAGGAAAAAGCAAUCAUUUAUCUUAAUUGGAACUACAUUUAGAGUAAAUUAAAAAAAUAGGAAGCAAAACUGGAUCUUAAAUAUUUAAUAGCUUAAAUUAAAAUCAAAAUUUAUCUCAAUUAGCUUUGAAUUUAGGCUCGCUUGAAUUGGGAGAAGGAACUUUUUCAUGGUUCGAUUCAGCUCAAGUAAGAAAUAAUAUGAAAUUUUUAGAACUUAAAUUAAAUUCUAAUUUAAUUGAUGACCUUUGUGCAUAAUCAAUAAGUCAAUCAUUGAGAUCUUUUAAAAAUUUAGAGGAAUUGAUGCUUUUUUUAAGCUUCAAUAAGAUAAGCGAUACUGGAGUCACUGAUCUAGGAUAAUCUCUAUAGUAGUUUGAAAGUCUUUAGUCUAUUAAACUAAAUUUAAGUUAAAAUUUGAUUAAUUAACAAGGCUCUUUAAAUUUAAUCUCUUCAAUAUAAUCUUGUAAAUGCUUAAAAACUUUGGUACUUGAUUUAAGCUCAAACAGCAUAGGAAGUGUAGGAGUAUAAACUAUAGGAAGGCUAUUAAGAAACUGCCAAAAUUUGACAGUGUUGUCACUUAAUAUUCAAUAGAAUUUACAAGAUCAGUAAGCAGAAUAAACAAUUCAAACUGAUAUUCCAAAAAUUUCUAAAUUAGUUUAAUAUAAUUUAUAAUGA